Pseudogymnoascus destructans is the source of this 399-nucleotide messenger RNA. RefSeq lists its product as uncharacterized. The record is from RefSeq and is a predicted model, not a curated record. NCBI's taxonomy places the organism in Eukaryota, Fungi, Ascomycota, Leotiomycetes, Thelebolales, Thelebolaceae. The coding region runs from base 1 to 399 and encodes 132 amino acids. The transcript is spliced from 3 exons.
AUGGAGCGCCUCUCAUCUGCAUCAGCAAGAUCUGAUGUCUGGCUGGAGCCAACCAUGGCAAUGGUCAAUGGCGAUACCCAAGGUUACAUAGACGCAAAGUCUGCAUGCGAGGCAGGCUAUCUUAACUCGAAAGCUGCCAUGGCUGACGAUGUCUUGCCGAUGAGAGCGCCGACUAGUCGGCUACUUCACGGUGUCAGGAAGUGGGAGAACAGGCCGGAGCGGGACCAAAGAAUGAGCCCGAAGAAGGUAGCAGAGGUCGUUGAAACCCUGUCUCCGGAGUGGUACAAGGCUCUGGCGGAUGAGUUAAAACCAAGUAACAUGAUUCCAGAUCUCGAUUGCACCAAGAACCUGGAGAAUUUCCUCUUUAUAAUGAAGCUGUUGAAGACGGCAAAGUCGUAA